ACCCAUCGCGCCAGUCCCCCACGAUCAGUGGCUGACAACCCAUCUCGCCUCGUCCUGGAAAAUCCGCCAGGUCAAGUCCUACAUCCUUGCAAAGUGCCUCUCGCACUUCGAUGCGCCGGACCUCGAGCCUCCGCCAGCGGACCCGCGACAAGGAGCGCGUCCGCCAUCCCCGAUCACAUUCGCGAAGCAGCCGCACGUCCAAGAGCGCCGCUCGGUAUCUCCUAUCCAGUUUGCAAGACCAGAGACGCCCGAUGUGGACCAGGCAAACGAAGAAGGCGGUAACAAGCCUGCUGAGGACGGCGGCUACGAGGAAGACGAUGAAUGGGACGACCAGGAUAUGGACGAGGUAGUCUUCGUUCAUCGGCCUCCCAAGGUUCCACCAAAGCCAAAGGACAUCAACAAGAAGAAGCGCGUACAUCCCCAUAAUGUUACCAUCAUCCGCUUCUCUACCGGACAGACAUUGGAAGACGACUUCACCGUCGGCAUGUAUGACUUCGCACCCUACGAGCUCCUGGAAGUCCAUCGCGCUGGUUCUAUCAUCCCUUUGAGACGGCAUGCUCUUGAGGACUACUGUCAGCCCUUCUGGGAAGGCCACGUCAAGGUCUUGAAGUCGACACGCGAAUCCGAGUACGAAUGGCGCGACAAGUUCAUCGUCGCCCGCGACGGGAUUCUGAGCAUCUGCCGAAAUCAGAACGAUCACGAUCCUACGCACGAGCUUCCACUGGACACGCUCAACGCUAUCUGCACGCCCGACCACCUGAACAUGGCCACGACAUCGUGGAUUAACUCCUCCGGGGUAGAACAACGACGGAUCGUCUGUGCCAAGUUUGCCGUGCCCACCGAUAUUGGUGCUCUGACGGGAGCGAAGCGAGAGAAGGUCAAAUCUCUAAAGAAGCUUCGCCUCAGCAAGAGCAAAGACGAAGGCCCCUUCGGACUGGACCCAGGUUCAAGCUCUCCUCACGGCUCCGCCUCCUUCGUUCAACGGGCUGGCAGUCAGCUGAAGCAAGUCGUCCCCGCCCCCUCUCGCCUGCGACCCACUCUGGACAUUAGUGCCAUUAACACCGAGCGGCGUGGCUCCCCUCCGCCCUCGCAACCGGUUCCCUCCAUCAUGGCCGCCAUGACGCCGCACGAUGACCCGCUGGAGGGGGACACGCCCAAGCCGUCACGAGCCCGCUCAGAGGGCCAUCGCCGAGCUAUGAGCGACGAUGAUUCCGGGAAUCACUCGUCGUCGGAGAGCGGGCUGUCAUCCCCGGUGUUUGCGCACACGCCGCUGACGGAGAAAGAUGAUGAAGAAGUCAGCGAUUUUGAGUACCCGGGGCUGCAGAGGCUGAACUCGAAGGCGCGGCUGAAGGACGCGUACAGGCCGAAAUUUGGGUCGGUGAAGUUAGGAGGGAAGCUACACGUCGACUACGAGGCUAGUACGCCGGAGGAAGCGUCUUUCGCGCAGAACAAGCGGUCGAAGACACCGACGCCAGCCUCGACCCCGAUCCAGGGCCAGUGGGUCGUCUUCGACCUAGGGGACGACGAUGCCUAUACUUCCUUCCUUCGCAUACUGCACCGAUGGCCGGUUCAGAACGAACAUGGUUCCAUCAACUCUACCUUCAUUCCCUGGGUCGCAUCCGGACCUGGGUACUUCCCAGACGACUUCGACAUGUCUGAUGACUCGCCCUAUGCCGCCGGUGCUCCCGGCACCGAGUCCAGCACGUACGUAGCCAGCGAGAGCCCAAGGCCGCGUCCUAUGGCGUCCAUGUAUCCAGAAUGGCGCCUGUGGGCGACGCGCCGAGCCCGCGAUGCUGGCUGCACCGAGUCGGCGGUCCUGAGGAUGGCUUUGGGCUUCACGACAAGCGUGCCAGAGGUGAUGAGCGAGAAGAAGCGGGGAAAGCAACGAGAUACGGGGGAAUCCUUGUCGUGGUCUCCCUCGGACAUCGACGGCUCGGAGAGCGAGAGCGAGGCCGAGUGGCAUGGGUGGAUGAGCGACAUUCGGCGGCAAGCGUACGUGCGCAAGCGACAGUCAGUUGUUAACCACUACCGAGACGAGUCCGGAUCGACGGCGCCCUACACGAUGGAGUCGUACUCUUCGUCUGCGCAGGUGUCAGUCUCGUCGUCUGGCGGCACGCGCAGUCCGCGAAGUCAUGCCUGGAGUACGAACGCACAGCCAUCUCAUUCGCACUCAAAUAAGUUACCUUCGCGUAUGGCUCUACCGGCCGCGUUCCAGCAUCCCAAAGCUCAGUGGGCUGGGCAAAACCUCAUACCGCCAGACGAACUGCUCUCACCGUCCUACGCUGGCCGUCGACCGAGUCUACCGAACAUCCCCGUAUCACCUACGCCAUCCUCGAAAUCGUCGCCGAAUCGAGCGGCGUCCAAUCCGGCGACGCUUGCCACGAUCCCCUUGACACCCACUCCUAUAUCUGCCUCCGCUUUCGCUGGCUCCUCGACCUUGGCAGGCUCCCAGUCCUCUUCAUCCAGUAGGACCACGGCCAACGGCGCACCCUUGCCACGUCGCGCGAGCUCUGCUGGCAUACUCGGCUUCAACGGCCUGAAGAAGAAGACGAGCAUCGACCAGGACAACCGAGAACGCGACAUUCGCGAGCGCGAGCGCGACCAGCAGCAACGCGCCCGCCGCCGCCUCGAGAAGGAGCACGGCAAGGCAGAGAAGUCCUCGCAAAAAGACGCGCCGGCGGAGAAGGAAAAGGAAAAGGAAAAGAAGGGCCACCGCAAGAAGCUCUCCAUUUCCUCCGGCUCCGGCCAUCAUCCCCAGCAGCAACAGCAACAGACCCAAUCUGGCAUGUCUCGCACGCGCACGAUGCUGCGGCGCGCGACGUCGGGGUCGAACCUGCGGGACGAGGGCGCGGCGCUGCGGGAGCACGCGAUGCGCGAGCCAGUGUCGAUGCGGGAAGGCGUGGUGCGGGAGGAGAUGGCCCGGGAGGCGGACGCGGCGAGCCAAGCGAGCUCGAAGAAGAGCGAGGGCAGCUCGACGAAGAAGAAGAAGAUGAGCAAGUCGGAGUGGAUCGUGGAGCGGCUGGAGGAUGCAUUGGAUUUUGUGGAGGGGAGAUAGUGGAUUAUAGCGCGUUGAACGUGCUGGAUGACUAUACGUAUGCAUGACCUUUGCCUCUCUUUUGUUUCUCGGUUCGUACUUACUAGUUGUACUUUUGGCUUGGCCUUAUUGUUAUUUUAUUCCUCUUCUCCUGUUCACUCACAUCUCACAUAUCGCCAUGUACAUACAUCCCUUCUCACCUGGAAGACAGAUAACGCAUCCAAACUCCCAUAGUCCCUACCGUACGAGCAUUUGUCCCUAUGCCGAUAUUUUCGCCAAGUAAUCUCGAGCUACACGCAAAGGAAAUUGAACAUGCA
Messenger RNA from Schizophyllum commune H4-8, 3351 nucleotides. RefSeq lists its product as uncharacterized. The coding region runs from base 338 to 3055 and encodes 905 amino acids. Lineage: Eukaryota; Fungi; Basidiomycota; Agaricomycetes; Agaricales; Schizophyllaceae. The transcript has 3 exons. The record is from RefSeq and is a predicted model, not a curated record.